UCUCCGCUGUGUGCGCUCUGGAAAAGUCACUUAGUAGACGAAGCGGAGUUCAUAGACUGGACUGACUCUUGACAUAUUAAAAACUGUAACUUUAAUUACGACAAAUGGAUGACUCCGGUUGAUAUUUUAGCCGCGGAACCGUUAUUUUUUUUUGUAAAAGACGAGCGCGCGCUAGUCCAGUAGAGGUCGGUUAAAAGUCGACCGCUUCACUUUUGAUUCAUGGACUCAACACGGACCGUAGCUGAAAGGACUUCUGUCAAAAGGCGUUUACAAGGUUGACUUUAUUCAUUGAAUAAAAAGACUAAGGGAACAUGAAGUUGUCUUUGGACAGCAUGGGCACCCUGAAGAUUGUGCUGUUCUUCUUUGAGGCUUUUCUGCUGACCAAUUGUGCACGAGCACACACUGCAAUCAACCCCUGUGAGCUCCUGAGGAAACACUCAAAGGGAGGAAUGUGUCAGACUUCAUCCCUCCAUGGGGAAAGAAAGGAAAAGGCUGUUGCUGUGAUAAGUAGUCAUAAUGGAGGACCUCCAAGAGUGUCAGAGAAGGUUGCUCACAGACAGACAGCCAGGCUGGGAAGUGCCAUCAAGCUGCCCUGUCCGGUAGAAGGAGAUCCCCCACCCCUCAUAAUGUGGACCAAAGAUGGGCGCAAUAUCCAUAGUGGCUGGAUCCGUUUCCGCAUCCUGCGUAUGGGCCUUAAAAUCAAGGAGGUAGAAGCAGAUGACACAGGGACCUACAUCUGCAAAGCCACUAAUGGCUUUGGUAGUGUGAACAUCAACUACACACUCAUUGUCAUUGACGACUCAGGCUCUGAUAAAAAAGCACCAGGGGCGCCUGAAGCAGCAGAGUCUGACCUGGGCACUGAUGGCACAUUAGAAAAAUUUGUGCGUCCUCGCUUCACCCACCCUGCUAAAAUGAGAAAAAGAGUUAUCGCUCGUCCUGUGGGCAGCUCAGUGCGCCUAAAAUGCAUGGCCAGUGGAAAUCCUCGACCAGACAUCAUCUGGCUGAAGGACGACAGGCCGCUCACAGAGCAGGAGGUUGGCGAGGGCCGUCAGAAGAAAUGGACUCUAAGUCUGAGGAACCUGAUGCCUGAGCACAGCGGCAGAUACACCUGCAGGGUCUCUAAUCGGGCUGGGGAAAUCAAUGCCACGUACAAAGUUGAAGUUAUACAGAGGACAAACUCAAAGCCUGUUUUGACAGGCACUCACCCAGUCAACACCACAGUGGACUUCGGCGGCACCACGUCAUUCCAGUGCAAAGUGAGGAGUGAUGUGAAGCCAGUCAUUCAGUGGCUCAAGCGAGUUGAAUCUAACGAGGAGAGCCGCUACAACUCCACCAUCGAGGUGGGCGACCACCGAUUUGUUGUGCUGCCUACAGGCGAGGUGUGGUCACGACCCGACGGCUCCUACCUCAACAAGCUGCUCAUUACCCGCGCCAAGGAGGACGAUGCCGGCAUGUACAUCUGCUUAGGCGCCAACACUAUGGGCUACAGCUUCCGCAGCGCCUUCCUCACUGUGCUGCCAGACACGAAGCCCCCCAUCACGCCGGUGUUCUCUCCGGCCUCCAGCUCUCUCCCCUGGCCCGUCAUCAUCGGCAUCCCCGCUGGGAUAGUCUUCAUCUUUGGCACGGUGCUGCUGUGGUUCUGCCAGAGCCGAAAACACUGCCCCCCUCCCAGCCCUCCCACAGCCACCACAGCACAGGUGCUUCAUAGCUCCCACCGGCUGCCGCAUCGAGAGCGGGAUCGAGGCUGCAUGGCUCCGUCCUCCAGCUCCUCCAGCCCGGAGAAAGACUGCAUGAGCUCCAUGAACUAUGAGGAGUACCUGGCACAGCAACAGCUCCUCCUCAGCCAGGGAGGACCAACAAUCCCACCCAAAAUCUACCCUAAAAUCUACACUGACAUUCACACACACACUCACUCCCAUGUGGAUGGCAAAGUACAUCAGCAUCAACACAUUCAUUUCCAGUGUUAGCCCGAGUGCCAAAUAUGACUCUUGAACUGUUACAGUGAGUUAUAAAGCUUCUGAGUGACAUUCACCUGGCAUUACUCUCUUCAGUGGACUUGUCUCAUAGCUGAAGAUUGUCAGGAAAGCAUGAAUAUGGGAAAACAGUGGCCAGUGAUACAUCCAGACUUCCAGAUUUGGUGCUUUUUUUAUACUGUUCAGAUCCUCACACCACUAAAAAUGCAUUGAUCCUUGGUGUGCACUUAAUACAAAAAAGGACAUGGACAUUUUUGCUAUGUGUGAGUUAAUUGCAGCUGUUCAGGCCAGCUGAAAGCUCCUCUUCUGCAGUGUAGCAGAAGAUGGAUAAGUUUUUUCUCUUACUUCUCCAGCUGUUGGAUUGCAGAGGUUGUUUGGUCUGCCUGGAUGAAGAUGGUACUAAAGAUUUACAAAGGGGCUGGUUCUUCACGCUCCUACUCAGGUAGUCCUUUUGUUUGUAAAAGAUGCAUAAUGUUUUGAAUGCAGACCACUAUCUUUGUUACUUUCUUCCAUCCCUCAUUUUAGUCCUCUGUUAAGGUGAAAGAGAGUAGACCGGUAGAACAUUUUUAUGGUGUGCAAACCUUGCCUGAGACUGCAAGGGAUGGAAGAAUUGUGUUUCUGUGUUACCUGAUGUGGUCUUCAUCGACAUUUGAACCUCUAAAGGUAGAUUCCCAUCACCAGUCGGAAGCACGUCGAGUUAAGUAGUGUUCAUUUAGACCUCCACCUUCUCAAACCACAGUUUAUGAAGCUGUAGUCAAUUAUAAUCAAACUGAGUCAUGAGUAUUUAAUUUAUUUUGCUAAAAUAAUGUAUCAAAGUUUAUUUUUCAGAGUAAGGUGUUUUUACAUAUCUAUGUAAUGUUAUUAAAGUAUACUGUUGUUGUUAUGCAUAGUACAUUUUGAGUACUUCGUCAUCCAGUUUAAUCACAUUUAGUUCAUGCCAAUAUUUGAGGUAUUUCUGUAUGUAAUUGGUUGUAUUUGACAAUCUUGUAUGAUAUACUUUGUUCAAGGCUCAAAAACUAAGUCAUCUAAAGCGUGAUGGUUUGGUAGUUUGAUUAAAUGACCUGAAAUGAACAAGUUCCAUGCCUCACAAAUGAAUCUCUGAAACUGUUGAGUGUUCCUCUACGGGUGUCAAAGCCCUUUUGGGUAAAAUAACGGUAACGGUGGCAGGUUACCUGUCCUGGGUACAGACAGGUCAGCUUUCUUCUUUUGAACAAGCUGAAGUAUCUGUGAGGGUGACGCAGAGGGCAGCCAGCAGACGUAACU
Molecule: messenger RNA, 3236 nt
Organism: Cheilinus undulatus (humphead wrasse)
Lineage: Eukaryota; Metazoa; Chordata; Actinopteri; Labriformes; Labridae
Product: fibroblast growth factor receptor-like 1
Exons: 8
Coding region: 312-1967 (551 amino acids)
Cellular component (GO): plasma membrane
Molecular function (GO): fibroblast growth factor receptor activity; fibroblast growth factor binding
Source: RefSeq, a predicted model, not a curated record